This is a messenger RNA of Meyerozyma guilliermondii ATCC 6260, 2640 nucleotides long. RefSeq names its product ubiquitin-specific protease (gene DOA4). Gene Ontology annotation, biological process: protein deubiquitination. The transcript has a single exon. The record is from RefSeq and is a predicted model, not a curated record. The coding region runs from base 1 to 2640 and encodes 879 amino acids. Lineage: Eukaryota; Fungi; Ascomycota; Pichiomycetes; Serinales; Debaryomycetaceae. Gene Ontology annotation, molecular function: cysteine-type deubiquitinase activity.
AUGACUUCGGAAGUAGCCAGGCUUCGAAAUGAUGAAGAACUACGACAAGUCGCCACUAAGAUGGCUCAAAAACUCUUAUUUCACACCAAGAAACUAUCAUCUUUAUUGAGUUAUGUGAUCUCAUUAUUGGAAGUGUUCAAGAAAGAAAUACAAAGGAAUUCCAAACUAGGGUACUGUGACUAUGAACUAGCGUUUGUAUGUUAUCAAGCCGCUGGUGUAUUGUGUAAGGAGUGUGAAAAACAGGAUAAAAACAGUGAUUUGGUGAAAGCAACCAGGGAUACUUACAACCUCAAGAAUAACGAUUAUGCUACUAUUUCAGCAGUUUUAGAAGUAUCGGACAAUCAUCCACAGAAAAAUGUUGGUAAUGGAUUAGAUCUAGAAGCGGAUUUGUUAGCCCGUUUUCAAAACUUAAAAUCACUGUCUUCAGAUAGUUUUGCGACUAAAGCGAGUGAUGAGUCUCGACUUAUCUCUGGGGAUAUACCACUAAUAGAUUACGCCAAAUUCAAGGGAUGUGUAACGGCGUCUGAGUUACAUGACUUGAUAAGAUCAUUCAAGAUACUUUUGAUCGAUUUCCGUGCUUCUAAAGACCACAAUCAUAAUCAUAUUAAUUACCCCGAGAUUGUGAACAUUGAGCCUUCGCAAGUUAACAAUUUGAUUGCACAGGUUCCCAACUGCUCCGAUGUCGACUUGGAGCAAAAGUUGUCGCAUAUAAUCCCCGACGCUCAUCUUGCACGCCUCAAAAAAAGAACAUCUUAUGACUUGGUUGUGAUAUACAAUUUCAACUUUGGUCCGACAGGUGCUAAUCCCAAUAGGUUCGAUGCAUUGUGCGAGAGAGUGAUAGCUGGCUCUCGCGAUAGAAUUUCUUCCACACCUUUCGAUGAACUAAUUGAUAUACUAAUGUUCCGCAACAAGUUUCCAGGACACACAUUAUCCCGCUACCCUUGCUAUCUUGCGGGCGGCGUGAGUAAUUGGUUUGAGGUUUUUGGUAAGGAUUCUAUCACUAGAACGAUCAAAGAUCCAGUACUUCAAAGACCACCAGCAAGUUUUUCCCGUGAAGGGAGCACAAAUUCUAUACCAGCAAGAAAGCCAAGUUUGAAACCAGUCGACGAAGGACAACAUACGUCACCAUAUCUCAAAAACUUUGGUGAUUACUUAUCCACAGUUAAAAGUGGAAGCCUGCGACCCGUUGAGCCUUCUUUUAGCCUGAUCACUACUACGCAAUCUGUCCCUUCAAAGGCUUCCUCAAGUUCAAGUGUAUCAAUCCCCGUCAAUCCCAGACCCACCCAGACUGUACUGGCUCCAAAAGCCCCAUCGAGGAAGCCAUCCCUGAGCAAUAAUGUGGGUGCAUCAUACCAGCCGAAAUCAAGUCCACUGUCUUCCUCUAGCAGUUCGCUGAUGACACAGGAUACUACAACAUUUUUGGAGCAGUAUACUACGGGAUUGACCAAUCUUGGAAAUUCUUGCUAUAUGAAUUGCAUAUUACAAUGCCUAGGUGCAACUCCUCAAUUAACUGGAUUUUUCUUUCCUAGUUUGAGUACCAGUGCUAGUCUUGAGAAUUCAUCUGUGCAAUCUUACAGACAGCAUAUCAAUGUGAACAAUCGACUCGGCACCAAAGGAAUAUUGACAACCAACUUUGUUACACUAUUAAAAAAUAUGUUUGCAAGUACUGGUGCCUACUUUACACCUCUGGAGUUCAAGAGAGUAAUGGGCUCUUUAUCCCCAUCCAAGCAGUUUGCCACGUACGACCAGCAAGAUUGCAUUGAGUUUUUGGAAUUUUUGUUGGACAGGCUUCAUGAAGAUUUAAAUCAAAUGGUGAUUUCCGAUCCCGAAGAAAAACGGGCUAUCAGUGAACUUACUCCAGAGCAGGAGAAGACGCGAGAAAUAUUACCGGUUCGUUUGGCCUCAACAAUUGAGUGGGAGAGGUACUUGAAGCUAAAUUUUUCAAUCAUUGUGGAUUUCUUUCAAGGUCAAUACUCUUCGCAAUUGAGGUGCUUAAUUUGCGGCGCCACAUCAACGACAUACAACGCCUUUCUGAUUCUUUCACUACCUAUACCAACUCGCCUUGGGAGUUCUCCACCCGUACUACUGCUAGAUGAUUGCUUGGAUGCAUUUGUGACCACAGAGCUUUUGGACGAUGACAAUAAGUGGUUCUGUCCGCAAUGCAAGAAACGCACAAAACUGACAAAGAAAUUGACCAUUACCAGAUUACCCCAGGUUUUGAUUGUUCACUUCAAAAGGUUCAAGAUCUCUCCAACAGGACAGUUUAGUAAGUUGGACACCUUCAUAAAAUAUCCUGUGAAUCAAGUUCUAGAUUUGACAUCCUAUUGGCCGCCAGUCGGCACAUCCGUGAAUGAAUCGAUGGCAAGUUCUGAGGUCAUGCUGGUCGAAAGGGAACAGCAGGUACUUAGCACACUUCCCACGCGAAACCAGGUACCUCCCUUCAGAUACAAGUUGUUUGGAGUUGCAAAUCAUUUUGGUAACCUUACCACCGGACAUUAUACAUCUUAUGUUCGCAAGAAGAGCGAUGCAAAGAAGACUCGUGAGUGGUGCUACUUUGAUGAUUCGAAAGUUACCUAUAACUGUAAGGAGUCCCAGGUUUUAAACAAGAAUGCGUACUGCCUUUUCUAUCAAAGAAUAUAG